UUACAGGAGAGAGAGGAAGAGGACCAUGACCUCUCGCCGGUCAACACGGAGCUUCCAACUCCGCUUACCGUCAUGUCUCGUGUGUUGUUCCUGCUGGGUGACAUAGCGGCAGGUCCGGCUUACCGAUUCACUCAAUGGCUGGAGUCAGUUCGCGAACGCAGUGGGAGAUACCCCUCUUCUAGCUUUUCCAGCCACCCUUCUAAACUUGAAACUAUGCCAUCAAGUGCAGGGGAGUCAGUUAUUGACUCCAGAAGUUCACUGCCUUGCCUUCAAGGUCCAGAUAUCAAUUUGGGAGAAAGACUUGGAAAGGCUGUCAUGCUGGACAUUGAAUCAAGUGAAUUUUCUUGGGACAUGCUUGCUUCAUUACACCAUACUGAACACAGUAGUAGUACAGAACAAUCUGAGGAUGAAAUGAAUAAAGCUCUUGAGGUUACUGUGAAUUCUGGGGGCGUUGUUUUCAUUGCUCUAUUCAACAGACCUUAUAAUGAGGAGUUGCCCACAAAAGAAGAGGCAGCAGUUAUUAAGAUAUCCUCUUCAAGGAUGGCAACACAGUCAGAACGCCUCGGUUAUGAAUUUGCUAAAUGGCUAGGAGUCCGCACUCCACAAGCAAGAGUCAUUCAUAAUUCUAGCCCAGAAUGGCAGCGGAUCAAGGAUGCAGCAGAAAAAGCAAGGGAUGUGGCAUUAUCAGACAGAGACGAAGUUGGUCAAGUUACAUGUUCAGAGCUGUUGGAAGCUCUUGAAUUGAGCCGGUGCCUUCUUCUGAUGAAUUAUGUUCAUGGAUCUCCUCUGCUUGAAAGCUUGGAUGCGUUUGAUUCACAGGAAGCUGCUGAAAGAACAGCAGCAGCACUUGGCGGGAUCUUGAUGUUGGACCUUGUCAUCAGAAAUGAAGAUAGGCUCCCUUGCCGUGAGCUCAGGUGGCGGGGAAAUUCUGCAAAUUUACUAUUUACUGACAGGGAGACUUUUUCAAAUCUAGAUGCAUGGGAGGAAGCCUUUGAUUCUGCAAACCGUCGGUACAGGCCAAGGGUAAUCAGGGCUCUUCAGAAAGAAAGAAGGGUCAAAUCAGCAGAUAUCAAAUUAAGCCCUCAUAAUCAUGAAUUAAUAUCUCAAAGUUCAGAUGUUUCUGAUCUUGUGGACUCACCAAAUUCCAGCAACAUGAGCCUAAGAAGCCAGAUAUUUGCUGAAGCAAAGGUCAGUGAUCUGCAUAUAGUUGCAAUUGAUUCUGGCAUUCCUCGCAGACCUCCUGCUGGUAAACGUGCAAACGACCAAGCAAACUAUCCUAAGCUAGUUGAGCUUUUUCUCAAUAGUACAGAGUACUCCUCUAGCCUCCUAUUUGAUAUAACAGGAGGAAAACUCGGAUCUCCUUCAUCAGACAAGGCUGAUGCACCUAGGGAUUCAUCUUACUCUGACCACACUACAAUUGUCCACGAAUUCCGGAGAGGGUUUCGUGCAUCUCUCAGGGACCUGCAGGGAUUCCAUAUAUUCCUUCUCACACUUCAUCAAAAAUUGGAUGGCUUGUUGCGAGCUUUUUUAGCUAUUAUGAAUAAAAGUUCAUCGGGAGAGUUUGAUAGGGAUGAUUCAGGGGUUCCUGAGUCCCUUGGAAAUAAGGAACAGGUUACUAAUGAAAUGCCUGCAGAUUUAAGUGAUUCGGAAUCACAGAGAACAGCUCUGAGGAUAUCUCCUUCUGGAUAUAAAGAAAGCGACUGUGCUUCUCCCUUCUCACGGGAAGGCUGGCAUGGGAAGUUCUGCAAAGGUGCAGACCCUCUUCGUAGCUUGCGCCUGACUGUGAAACUUCGUGACUUUAAUAAAUUUGCUAAGUUUGACGCAGAAUUGAAUAAAGAAUUGGAACACUGGAAUGAAUUGCUCAGAACAGAUGCUGUUAAAUUGUGUCAGGACAACAAUUUUAAUACAGGGUUUUUUGAGGGGAGUGAUGCUAAUAGUGUUGUUGAUGCUUAUGAGUUAAAGGUCAGACUGGAGCACAUCCUCGAAAGAAUAACAAUGAUUUCUGAUGCUGCCAACACAGAGAAGCCAUCUUCAAUCACUUAUAGCCUGUUUAUUGGUGGAGCUUUGGCUGCAAGAUCUGUAUAUACACUACAACAUUUGGGCAUUACACAUAUACUUUGCUUGUGCUCAAAUGAAAUUGGACAAUCAGAUUCUCAAUUUCCUGACCUUUUUGAAUACAAUAAUUUCUCUAUCAAUGAUAAUGAGGAUACAAAUAUCAGCAGUAUCUUUGAAGAAGCUUCUGAUUUUAUUGAUCAUGUGGAGCAGUCAGGUGGGAGGGUUCUGGUUCACUGUUUUGAAGGGAAAAGUAGAAGCGCCGCAGUGGUUCUUGCUUAUUUAAUGCUGAGGAAGAACUUUACUCUUUUAGAAGCAUGGAAUCUCCUGAAAAGGGCUCACCGACGAGCCCAGCCAAAUGAUGGUUUUGCAAAGAUGCUUUUGGAUCUGGAUAAGAAACUACAUGGGAAGGUUUCCAUGGAAUGGCAGCGGCGAAGACCGAUGAUGAAGGUGUGCUCAAUCUGUGGGAAGAAUGUGGGCCUUAGUCGCUCCUCACUUAAGCUUCAUCUGCAGAAGGCACACAGGAAGAUCUCCUCAGGGAGUGUGGAUAGUGCUAUGACAAUGGAAAUACAGAAGGUAUUGAGCACACUCAAAUUGAGCGGGAGUGUCAGCCCAACUCAGAAGCAGUCCCAUUCAAUGGUUGAUGGACUUGAUUAAUAACUUGGUUGAUUUCAAUUUGAGAUUCUUAAUGCUAGAUGAUGUUUCUGGCUGCUGCUUGGACA
This is a messenger RNA of Telopea speciosissima, 2774 nucleotides long. Its product is annotated as dual specificity protein phosphatase PHS1-like. Gene Ontology annotation, molecular function: protein tyrosine/serine/threonine phosphatase activity. Gene Ontology annotation, biological process: cortical microtubule organization; response to abscisic acid; protein dephosphorylation. The record is from RefSeq and is a predicted model, not a curated record. Lineage: Eukaryota; Viridiplantae; Streptophyta; Magnoliopsida; Proteales; Proteaceae.